GGAAGAAGGAAGUGUCCUUUACUGACAGAAGCACCAUAUAAUCUAGGGUCAGGGCGGGAGCCUCAGCUCUGACUGUAUUUAAACUCAGGGCCCACAGCAUCCAGAAACCACUCCUCACUGCUGCGGCAGCUACCAACACAGAGAUGCUCUUCUCUGUUCUAUUUGCGUUGUGCCUAUGCAUUGUCCCUGUUCACCCCAAGCCCACUGAAUUCCUUGGCAGUCCUUUACUUAAGCAAUGUUUUGAAGAUGCAAAGAAACUUGUGGAUGAGGCGUACAAAUACUCAAGAGAAGAGAGUCUGAGCAGAGUGCGGCGGGAAGUGGUUCAGCCCCAUGAUGCACUGCGUCUCCUCAAACAACCCCGUGGAGACACACGCUCAGCUGUACGAUCUGCAGACUACCUGGACCAGACCCUCCGUCUUCUGCAGGAGAGGACACAUCAUGUUCACAAGCGCUCAUUAAAUGCAACAGAUCUGCUUACUAAGGAGGAGCUGACAAGUUUGGCUAAAAUAGCUGGUUGUGCAGCAAGGAUCCAGCUUCCCAACUGCCGAACCACACCAAAUAUCAACAAAUACCGUACCACCACCAGCGUCUGCAACAACUUGAAAAACCCCCGUCUCGGUGCCUCUAACACUCCUUUCACUCGCUGGCUUCCCGCUGAGUACGAUGACGGCAUCUCUCAACCCAAAGGAUGGAACAAUCGGACAAUUAACAACUUCCUGCUCCCACUGGUCAGACAGGUGUCCAACAACAUUUUGGCUACAACAGAUGCAGGAGUUGUCAAUGACACAGAGUAUACUCAUCUGGUCACCUUGUUUGGCCAAUGGAACGAUCAUGACUUGACUUUCACCCCAUUCUCUCCAAGCAUUCGCUCUUUUAGCAAUGGAGUCAACUGUGAUGAGAGCUGUGAGCGCACUGAGCCCUGCAUCCCUAUUCCGAUACCCCCGGGUGACCCUCGCCUGCCCACUGGAAAGGACAGCUGUAUCCCAGCCUUCAGAUCUGCUCCUGCAUGUGGAACAGGGUUCUCAGCUUAUAACUUUGGUGGGGAGUCCAACAAGAGAGAGCAGAUUAACGCACUCACUGCCUUCCUGGAUUUGGGCCAGGUGUACGGCUCUGAGGAGAAGCUGGCUCUCUUCCUACGAGACACAGAGAAUGAAGGAGGCCUGAUGCGCGUUAACACUGAAUUCAGAGACAACGGUCGAGAGCUGCUGCCUUUCACCAACCUGGAGAUGAACAUGUGUGCCACACGCAAAAGAGUCACCAAUGACACCAAUGCCACUGAGGUGCCCUGCUUCAUCGCUGGUGAUGGGCGUGUGGACGAGAACAUUGCUCUGACUUCUCUCCACACACUAUUCGUGAGGGAGCACAACCGUGUGGCUCGAGCCCUGAAGAGAAUAAACCCACAGUGGGACAGUGAGAGACUUUACCAGGAGUCCCGCAAGAUCCUAGGAGCUUAUACACAAAUAUUUGUGUUCAGGGACUACCUUCCGCACAUUGUCGGUCCAGACACUAUGCAGAGGCUCCUUGGUCAGUACCCAGGCUACAAUGCCAGAGUUGACCCCAGCAUUUCCAACGUUUUUGCCACAGCUGCUUAUCGCUUCGCACACUUAGCCAUCCAACACACGUUAGCACGCCUGGAUGCCAACUACAGAGAGCACCCUCAGUUUCCCAGUGUGCCCCUGUUCAAGGCUUUCUUCACCCCAUGGAGGAUCAUCUUUGAGGGUGGUAUUGACCCUCUGAUCCGUGGUUUAAUCAACCGUCCUGCCAAACUGAAUACUCAGGAUCACAUGCUGGUGGACGCUUUGAGGGAGAGACUGUUUCAGUUUGUUCAGCAUCUGGCUCUGGACCUGGGCUCUCUGAACAUGCAACGAGGACGCGAUCAUGGCCUGCCAGGAUACAAUGCCUGGCGCCGGUUCUGUGGUCUCUCUGCUCCCAGAAACCAGGCUGAGUUGGCUCAAGUGAUGAAGAACCCGGAGCUUGCGCGUAAGCUGCUGAGUCACUAUGGCACACCUGAAAACAUUGACGUGUGGCUGGGAGGAGUUGCUGAACCAUUUGUCACUGGAGGCCGUGUGGGUCCUCUGUUUGCAUGCCUUAUUGCAAAUCAGUUUAAGAAUAUUCGACAAGGAGACAGGUUAUGGUAUGAAAACCCUGGGGUGUUCACAGUGAGACAGAGGACUGCUCUUUCCAGGAUGACAUUCUCACGAGUCAUCUGUGAAAACACUGGGAUCACAUCCGUCCCAAAGGAUGCAUUUAGUAUCCUGUCCCGCUCCAACAGACUGGUACAAUGCUCCAGUCUGCCCUCUCUGGACCUGACAGCUUGGAGGAAGAGCUUCUCAGUGUUGGGUGGUAACUAUUUUGCUAAGAAUGCAGUGUCAGAGGACCUCCCGGACCCCCAAACCCUCGAGGAAUUUGUGGACAAUGAGAAUGCAGUGUCAGAGGACCUCCCGGACCCUCAAACCCUCGAGGAAUUUGUGGACAAUGAGAAUGCAGUGUCAGAGGACCUCCCGGACCCUCAAACCCUCGAGGAAUUUGUGGACAAUGAGGUCCCCCAGGCUUGAGUGGACCUCAAUGGUUCUGCAGAGCCUCAAGUAAUUUGUGGGAUGAUAUCUUCUGUCCAAGUACAUACUACUGCAGCUAGAGGCUGGGGAUAAUGUCAGGCUAGACUUCAGCACAAGCAAUGUAGGCCUGAGCACCAAAAGCUUCUUCUCUGGGCACCUGCUAUUCACCACAUGAUAAAGAAGUCACUGAGCCCAUCUCUGCUGCACAGCCCUGUCUGCAAGUCUGCAAAAAAUAUUCACUUCAAAUAUAAAAGUAGAUUGAAGACAUAAUAAAAUGACACCUCAUAUGUAAAAUGGUUUGGGUCUGUUACAUCACCUGGCUUUUGCAUCCAAACAAGAAUGGUGAUGAAUCUGGUAUUGUUUUUUGCACUAUAAGUGAAUGUGAUUUGAGACUGUUUCUACUGCUUUCUCUGAAUUGCUUGUUUACUGAAACUUUCAUGCUGUAUUUUCUUUCAUUAAAUAUACUAAUAUACCCCAAAUGGAAGUAAUGUCUUGAUG
Messenger RNA from Periophthalmus magnuspinnatus, 3053 nucleotides. It is a transcript of the gene mpx, whose product is annotated as myeloid-specific peroxidase. NCBI's taxonomy places the organism in Eukaryota, Metazoa, Chordata, Actinopteri, Gobiiformes, Gobiidae. The transcript is spliced from 18 exons. Gene Ontology annotation, biological process: response to oxidative stress. Gene Ontology annotation, molecular function: peroxidase activity; heme binding. The record is from RefSeq and is a predicted model, not a curated record. The coding region runs from base 144 to 2555 and encodes 803 amino acids.